Molecule: messenger RNA, 621 nt
Organism: Solanum stenotomum
Lineage: Eukaryota; Viridiplantae; Streptophyta; Magnoliopsida; Solanales; Solanaceae
Exons: 2
Coding region: 1-621 (206 amino acids)
Source: RefSeq, a predicted model, not a curated record
AUGAGUGCAGGAGCUGAUGUUCUGGAGUCAAUUGAAGACCCAUUUGACUGCAUAUUUAGGUCUUCAGCAAGUGUCCAAGAUAUUCAUCAUCCUGACACAUUUAGCUCACCGCCUAGAAGGCGUAACUAUAACCAGAAAAGGUCUCAGCGCAGGAAUAGGAUGCGUCACAAGGAGAACAUGGAUAACAGCAACAACACAUUCCUAAUGAAGAAACUCCGGAGACUUCCUCACGUAUUUAACUACUUUCUGGAAUUGCCGUUCCGUUCUGACGCAGAUGUGGCGGUGGAAGAGAAGCAAGGAUUCUUCUAUUUCAUGGCGAAAAUCAAGCAAGAAGGAGCUGGGGAUGGACAAGUGAGGGCACAGGCAGUAGAGAUUCAUCCUGGGGUAACGAAGAUCGUUGUGAGGAAGGGAAAUGGAGACGGUGAUGAGGAUGAACAAUUGAAUGUGGAUACAUGGAGGUACAGGUUGCCUGCUUCGACUAUGCCGGAGCUGGCCACAGCGGUAUUUGUGGACGGAAAUCUUAUUGUGGCGGUGCCCAAGGAUGACCAUGGCCGUGGAGAGUUUGAUAAUGGAUCUAGAGGUGUUUGGAGAGACGCUGACCAACUUGUUCUUGUACAAUAG